CCAGAGUAUUCGCAGAAGACUCUUGUUACAGUUAUUUAGUUGAUAUUGAGGCAACAUGAAGUUGCUGUUUCUCCUACUGUCGAUCCCUUUGAUCGCGGCUUCCAGCUCCUUUCAGUGCGGUGUUCCCAAGGUCAGGAUCAACGAGGUGAUCGUACGGGGUCGUGACGUCACACCCGGAAGCUUUCCAUGGCAUGCCGCAAUCUACCACCGGAAAGGUCGUUCCGACAGCUAUGCCUGCGGCGGGACACUCAUCAGCUCAAUGUACGUACUGACCGCGGAUCACUGCGUCAAAGAUGAUAACGGGUACGUGCUGUCGCCGAAGAGGAUCUUCGCCCGGUUGGGAGUCCACAACCUGAACGCACCGAAUCUGCAGACUUCACAGCAUCACGACAUCUUGAUGAUUCAUCGGUUUACCAAGCCUCAGCAGAAGAAGAAUGAUAUCGCCCUGUUGGAGCUGAGUACGGAAGCUGCGUUUAAUCAGCACGUUCAACCGGCCUGUAUCAACCAGGAGGAGGACGUCACCGGUCAGUCUGGAGUGGCCGUCGGAUGGGGCUUCACUGAAGACGAUGAUGUGUCAGCCACGUUGAAGGCGGCUCGGAUGCCGGUGGUCAGUACGACAACCUGUUUGGAGCACGAUCGUGACACUUUUGGGCAAACCCUGGAUAGUAGCUUGUUCUGCGCUGGGUACACCAACGGAACUACCGUCUGUAAUGGAGACAGUGGCGGUGGACUGCACGUGAAGCGCGGAGAUGCAUGGUAUGUCGUUGGGAUCAUUUCGUUUACGGCACCGCGGGAGGACCAAAGUUUGCUCUGCAAAAAGGACAGCUAUGCAGCGUUCACCAACGUGGCCACCCUCGUCCCGUGGAUCCGGAACGUAACGGAACUGCUUUCGCUGGCGGAACAGGGUAGCGUUACCGUCCGAGACGGACAGGACCCGGAACCAACACGUCGCUAUCCGAACUACCUUCCUCGGACUUGUGGCAACUUUGUGGUGUCUCGCAUCAUCGGUGGUACACCCGCAAAUCUGUUCGAGUUCCCCUGGAUGGCUCUGUUGGCGUACAGGCCAGAGCACUCAGAUAGUACGGAGUAUAACUGUGGAGGAUCGUUGAUCAACAAACGUUACGUUUUGACGGCCAGUAAUUGCGUUUAUCCAAAGACUCCGUUUCAGGUUCGACUGGGUGAACACGAUCUUAGCAGUUCCAGGGAUUGCAACCCGAACGAUGCCAGCGAGUGUGCCCCUCCAGUUCAGGAUGUGGCCAUCGAUUACAUCGUUCGACAUCAGCGGCAAGAUAGACGGACAAAGAAUAACAACAUCGCAUUGAUUCGGCUUGCUCGGGAAGUUUCGUUUGAUGAUCACAUCCAGCCCAUCUGCCUUCCCGUGACUCCAGCACUCAGACAGCAAAAACUCCAGCGAUACAUCGUGACCGGAUUUGGUCGCACGGAAUUAUUUGGCGACAUAUCCAAUAUUCUUUUGAAGGCUACGCUUCCGGCAGUGUCCCAUGCCGAUUGCCAGCAAGAGUACGCCAAGUUUGGGGUAAUGCUCGACGAGAGUCACUUGUGCGCUGGAAGUGCCCAAGACGGGCAUGAUACUUGCCAAGGAGACAGCGGCGGUCCGCUGGGCUAUCCGGUUCGGUACAGCGGAGUUCGGUUCGUGCAGUUUGGAGUGACGUCGUUUGGACGAGGGUGUGGCAUCGGAGCGUCCGUGUAUACCGACGUGGCGAACCUGAUGGACUGGAUUCUGGCCAAUAUGCAGGCGUGAUAAAUAAUAAAGUUACAGAAUCGUAAACGGAGUCAACUUUAA
Culex quinquefasciatus (southern house mosquito) is the source of this 1801-nucleotide messenger RNA. RefSeq names its product transmembrane protease serine 9. The record is from RefSeq and is a predicted model, not a curated record. Gene Ontology annotation, biological process: proteolysis. Gene Ontology annotation, molecular function: serine-type endopeptidase activity. NCBI's taxonomy places the organism in Eukaryota, Metazoa, Arthropoda, Insecta, Diptera, Culicidae. Bases 56 to 1759 code for a protein of 567 amino acids. The transcript has 3 exons.